UUCAAAGCGCGCAGAACCCAGAGAAAAAACGCUGAAAUAAAAACCCAGUUAUAAAAACCCGAAAAGACGAAAUUUCAAGACAAAUUCAGUGAGAACACAAGUGCAGUAUACGAUACCAGAACAAAAAAUAAAAUGAUGCACAACAGCAUAGCCCACCUGCUGGGAUUGGGAAUGAUCAUCAUACUACUGAUGUGGAAGCCCACACCCACGGAAAGCUACGCCGUGGGACAGUCGAAGUACGGCAGGAUCGAGAAGUUCCCCUACCAGGUGAUGCUCAUCGGCAAGCAGCUGUGGCGCAAACGCAUUCUGUGUGGCGGCACUCUGCUGGACAGACGUUGGAUCCUAACAGCUGGCCACUGCACCAUGGGCGUGACCCACUACGAUGUGUACCUGGGCACCAAGAGUGUGGAGGAUGUGGAGCAGUCGGGCGGACUGGUGUUGCGUUCCAAUAAGUUCAUCGUCCACGAGCGUUUCAAUCCGGAGACGGCGGCCAAUGACAUUGCCUUGGUCAAGCUGCCGCAGGAUGUGGAGUUCACGUCGAGGAUUCAGCCCGCCUCGCUGCCAAGCAGAUAUCGACAUGACCAGUUCGCGGGCAUGAGCGUGGUGGCCAGUGGAUGGGGCGCCAUGGUGGAGAUGACCAACUCGGACCUGAUGCAGUACACCGAGCUGAAGGUGAUCUCGAAUGCGGAGUGCGCCCAGGAGUACGAUGUGGUCACGGCGGGCGUGAUCUGUGCCAAGGGCCUGAAGGAUGAGACGGUGUGCACUGGUGACUCUGGCGGUCCGCUCGUACUGAAGGACACUCAGUUGGUGGUGGGCAUAACCAGCUUCGGACCCGCCGACGGAUGCGAAACCAACAUUCCCGGAGGAUUCACCCGCGUGACGCACUACCUGGACUGGAUCGAGAGCAAGAUCGGUGGCCAUAGCCCGGCACAUCAGCAGUACCAGCGACCCCAACAGCAACAGCAACAUCACUAUCCUCAUCCCCAUCCACAUUCCCAUCAGUACAGUGAUAACAAUCUCAUUUAGGAUGUCUCCCUGGGGAUCAUCCCACCACUGACUGAAUCUUUAUAGCUUUAUGUUUUUUAAAGAAAUUCUCCCAUCUUGUGAUAUCGAUAGCUCCCAUUGAAAGCUGUACAUUGUUUAUAGCUUUAACUAUUUAAACAUCUAUAUUUAUUUUAGUCGUAAGAGUGAUAGCGGAUAGCGCAGAUGCAAAUCAAGCCGCAAACAAAAAGAGAAAAAAGAGAGCAACAAAUGUUGCAAA
This is a messenger RNA of Drosophila teissieri, 1261 nucleotides long. Its product is annotated as collagenase. The record is from RefSeq and is a predicted model, not a curated record. The transcript has a single exon. Gene Ontology annotation, molecular function: serine-type endopeptidase activity. The coding region runs from base 133 to 1026 and encodes 297 amino acids. NCBI's taxonomy places the organism in Eukaryota, Metazoa, Arthropoda, Insecta, Diptera, Drosophilidae. Gene Ontology annotation, biological process: proteolysis.